Molecule: messenger RNA, 2025 nt
Organism: Puntigrus tetrazona (Sumatra barb)
Lineage: Eukaryota; Metazoa; Chordata; Actinopteri; Cypriniformes; Cyprinidae
Gene: map6d1
Product: MAP6 domain containing 1
Exons: 3
Coding region: 296-1204 (302 amino acids)
Biological process (GO): microtubule cytoskeleton organization; cytoskeleton-dependent intracellular transport; regulation of microtubule cytoskeleton organization
Cellular component (GO): cis-Golgi network; microtubule; Golgi-associated vesicle
Molecular function (GO): microtubule binding; calmodulin binding
Source: RefSeq, a predicted model, not a curated record
UUUUAAUGUCAAACGGUCAAAUUCCCCUACAGUUUUACCAUUGCAUAUCUCAACAAACGCUGGUACCGUGGUACUUUUAGUUUAGUGUAGACAGCAUCUGAAUCAGCUAUAAGCGCCUAUGAUGCCCAAAAAUGCUGUCUAGGUAGGACGCGAACUGGGUUUUGAUUAAAAGAGGAUUUUUUGGGCAUUAAGUUGAGCUCUGUCAGGGAAACAGGCGUGAGGUGGACUCGGGUCACCGACUCGGAUGUUUAUAGAUGAUUAUUUUUCUGCAUCAAGUGCAAAUCACGUGAGAUGAAUGUGCAAUGACAGCGUCCCGACACCGAGCGGUCUCGCGCAGUUCUCGAGGAACGGACUCGCGCUCACAUUGCUUCAUGUAAUCGAGCACUUCGUCACGCGUUUUCUUUCUUUUUGUUUUGCUUUUUUGGUUUGUUUCCCAGCGAUGGCUUGGCCGUGCAUUACCAGAGUCUGCUGCUUGGCACGGUUCUGGAACCAGUUCGAUAAAUCGGAUUUGUCGGUUCCGCUAACGAUCCAGAACUACUCUGACAUCUCGGAGCAGGAGGUGCGAUCCGUCACCAAACUCGUUUCCACGGAACGGGCGCCGAGCGUCGACUUCGUAACGCCGGAUCACGCUGCGGGGGUCCGGCGGCCGCACCGGGGACGCACGGAACCGAGUUACAAACCCCGCGAGGACUACCAUCCCCCGGGUGUGCCUUUCCCGAGCGUCACCCAGUACAAACAGGAUUACAAACCCUGGCCCAUCCCGAAGAAGGAUAACUUUCCCUGGAUUAGUAACGGAGGGAAAGGCGGCACUUCAACGGACAGCCAGGUGAACGGUUACUCGAACGGCACGAGUCAGCCGCGGGCGGGCGGCGGGAGGCAGAGGGGAGAUCAGCUCAGCUCAUACAGGAAGGAGUACCAGCCAUGGUCUGGAGCCCGGCCGUCAAAGCCUGCCCACAAACGGCCCACCUUCCUGGGUAAAGGUGCUGACGAGCCCCCACCGGAGACCAGCUACCAGGCGGCUUUCAGCCCGGACACACACAGACACACGGACGCCGGCGUACCGGAGAUCAACACACACACGCAGACAGAGAGAGCGCACACACACAGGACUGACAUCGGCAUGAAACCAGAGGAGCAGAAGACUAAGCUGUCACCAAACCCAUCUGCCGUCUUUCAAAGCAAAUCCAGGAUCUUCAACAUAUGAUCCAUCAACAUCCACAUUCACGUCUGAUUCAGCCGUUCACUAGAAGAGGAGACCGUUUUACAAAAGAACCGUCGAGAGACAUCUGAAUGUUGAGAAACUGGAGAUAAUCUGAGAGACUAGGAUCGUCAGAGAAGAAUGCCCAAGGAUAAAUAGAGAUGCUUUCAAUGCAAAAGCUUGCGCAAAAGGCAAAAAUCAGUAAAAUGGAAUUAUCUACAUCAUUCCAAUGAUGAAAUUACAGAAACAGAGGAAGGUUGCUGGAAAUUUACACAACGUAAAAUCUAUGCAAGAGAACGUGUGCUUCAAAUGUCAACCAUCUACUAGAAGGAUGUGUUUGUAAUACAGGUUUAAGAGUGAUAAAAAGAGCGUGUGUGUGUGUGUGUGUGAUUGGGAAAGUUUUCAGGCCUCAAUUUCUGCUGACCUUACCCUAUCCCAGCUGAAUGAAUAUCUGCAUGUUUCAUAAUCGUUGAAUAUGCAACAUUUAAAAAAAAAAAAAAAAAAAAAAAAAAAAGGAACAAAAUGUAUUCUGGUAACUGUCUGGGUGUGUGUGUCUCUUGUACAAGCCUAGUUAAUGACAUGAUUUUGUAUAUAGUGAUGUUGGUCUGCCUUUAUUGAUCUGUUAAUGUCUGCCUGAGGACUCCGGGUGCUUCGCCAUUUUCUCGACCCAGACCCCGCUAGCCCUUUAUGAACCUAUAUAAAUAUUAGAGCAUUAUGAAUCUGUCACUUUCACUCAGUUGGAGGCUGUCCAAGAUUUUGUAAAUUUGGUUUAGAGAUAAAUGGGGAAAAUACUUAAAACUGUUUAAAUAAAAAUGACAUUGUUUAAA